Messenger RNA from Racocetra persica, 541 nucleotides. NCBI's taxonomy places the organism in Eukaryota, Fungi, Glomeromycota, Glomeromycetes, Diversisporales, Gigasporaceae. The record is from the annotation of a GenBank genome assembly.
CCUCAACGUAAUGGAAAUCAGAUCUAAUAACCGACGGAUAAAUGAAUCAAAACACCUUAGAAGAAAAGUAGUUUUUGUCGAUCCAGACGACCCUGAUGCUCCACACUGGUGGCCGGCCUUAGUUGUUCCGCGAAAAGAAAUAGAAAUAUUUAAACAAAAAAUGGACAAUGACGUUCAGUAUCCAGGUGAAGGAGAAAGCCUAGUUUGUUAUUUCGAAGAUGGUUCUUAUUCUAUAGUACCAGAAAAGGAUCAAAAGCCAUUUGACCCAAAAAUUGAACCGUAUACAACUUAUAUGGAGGGUUCAAAUUCUGAAGCCUUUCAAAAAGACAAAGCUGUUACUUUGGCAACGCUUUAUUUUGAAAAGGGUGUGGUACCUCCCGUGUUUAAGUGGAUUCGUAAUGAGGAUACCUCUGGUGCUAAUGUAAGCACUAGUAUCCCCGGUUCUAAUGGGAAUAAUUUGUCUGAUGGUCCUAAUGCUGGGGACGAAGAUUCUACCAUUGUUACGAAAAGACACGUACGAAAAGAAAGUGCUAAUAAUGGU